This is a messenger RNA of Andrographis paniculata, 3086 nucleotides long. RefSeq names its product phosphatidylinositol-3-phosphatase myotubularin-1. The record is from RefSeq and is a predicted model, not a curated record. Bases 63 to 2621 code for a protein of 852 amino acids. The transcript is spliced from 19 exons. Gene Ontology annotation, molecular function: phosphatase activity. NCBI's taxonomy places the organism in Eukaryota, Viridiplantae, Streptophyta, Magnoliopsida, Lamiales, Acanthaceae. Gene Ontology annotation, biological process: dephosphorylation.
UUCACCUUUUCUUUUUAUUCCCCACCAAAAAUUUCAAUUGGUCCAUUUGUUCAUGCAGAAGGAUGGAUUUGCGGAGAAGUCGGUCCGGCCGGACGACGCUCCGGGAAUGGGACGUGCGUUUAUCGGAGUCGGAGAAGAUCGAGGGCACCGGCAGUUGGGAUGCCAUUGAGUGGACCAAAGUUGAUCCUGUUUCGAGGUCUAUUCCAAGUGCUCUGCAACAAUUUUUGAUUGAAGCGGAGCAAGUUAUAGUAGAGGGACAUGGUGUUGUGCUUGUGAAUAUUGAUGAGGCAGGAACAUUGUUUGUUACAAACUUCCGUCUUAUAUUCCUGAGUGAUGGAUCUAGAAACAUUAUAGGACUUGGAACAAUUCCAUUGGCAACAAUUGAGAAGUUCAGCAAAAUUGUUAUGAAGAUUCCAUCAGGCCCUAGGCAAGUUGACAGGAAUCCAUCACAACGAUUGCUUCAGGUCACUGGCAAAGAUAUGAGAAUCAUUGUAUAUGGUUUCAGGCCUCGCACAAAACAGAGGCGUGCUGUAUAUGAGGCAUUGUUAAGGUGUACUCGGUUGUCUAGGCUUUGGGAUUUAUAUGCUUUUUCAUCAGGACCUUCUAGAUUUAGCAAUACAAAUCCUAAGGUGCGGCUAUUAAAUGAGUACUUCCGGCUGCUUGGACUUGGGGGGUCAUAUAGUGCUUCCUCUAGAACCAUUGAAGAUGGUUCGUUCACACUGUCAAAUGAAUGGUGGAGAAUAAGCAGUGUGAACUCUAAUUACACAAUGUGCCCAACUUAUCCAUUCGCAUUACUCGUUCCCAAUUCAAUAAGUGAUGUAGAACUGCAACAGGCUUGUACCUUUCGUGGACGAUGUCGGUUGCCUGUAAUUUCCUGGUGUCAUCCAGGGACUGGAGGUGUGCUUGCGCGUUCUUCACAGCCGCUGGUUGGCCUCAUGAUGAAUAUGAGAAGCAAUGCAGAUGAGAAACUUGUUGCUGCACUCUGGACUCAACUUGCUGGAAUUAAGGAACGCAGAAGGAAGUUAUAUAUUGCUGAUGCAAGGCCUAGGAAAAAUGCUAUAGCAAAUGGAGCUAUGGGUGGUGGAUCAGAAUCAUCUGCCAAUUAUUCUCAAUCUGAGAUAGUCUUCUUUGGGAUAGACAAUAUACAUGCCAUGAGAGACAGCCUUACUCGGCUUAGAGAAUAUGUUGACACUCAUGGUGCCAAUUCAUCUGAUGGAAUGUCAUCAUUUUUGAGGCAUGGUGGGUGGACUUGGGGAGGAGGAAAUCUCAGCAGUAUGUCUGCUUCAGUAUCUACUCUUGGAGCGACUGGUUGGUUAAUACAUGUACAGAGUGUUUUGGCUGGUUCGGCUUGGAUUGCUGCUCGUGUUGCUUUGGAAUCAGCUGCAGUGCUUGUUCAUUGUAGUGAUGGGUGGGAUAGAACGACACAAGUGGUUGCCCUUGCAAAUUUAUUGCUUGAUCCAUAUUACCGCACGAUUAGAGGUUUUCAGGCACUAAUUGAGAAAGAUUGGCUUGCAUUUGGUCAUCCAUUUUCAGUUCGAAUGGGAAUGCCAACUAUACCUGAAGACAGCCCUCCUGUCGAGUUUUCACGACAGGCUUCUACAGGGAGUAUGCCUUCGCCACCAACACGCCAAUCAUCUCAAUCGGCAUCUCAACCAGCAUCUUCCCAUGCACAAAAUAAUUGCUCGCCCAUCUUCUUGCAGUGGGUUGAUUGUGUAUCACAACUGUUGCGGAUGUACCCUUAUGCCUUUGAAUUCUCCUCGGUUUUCCUGGUGGAUUUACUGGAUUCUGUGCUUUCCCACCGUUUUGGAAACUUUUUCUGCAACAGUGAGAAAGAAAGGGAGCAAGCUGGUGUUUUUGAUGCAUGUGGUUGCUUGUGGAUGUAUUUAUCAGAUAUGCGGGCUUCAGAAGGGAGGUCUCAUGCACAUUAUAAUCCCUUCUACGAUCCAUCUAAAUCUUCCGGCCCAUUACUACCCCCUGCUGCAGCUUUAGCUCCAACACUUUGGCCUCAGUUUCACCUCCGAUGGACUUGUCCUAUCGAAGCCCAAGCAGGGGAGGUUGAAGCACAUUGUCGAAACAUGGCUAACAAAAUCUCUGAGCUGAAGAAGGCGAAGGAGUCGGCAGAGAGCAAAGCGGAAGAAACAACAGCCACGAUGGUUUCCUUGACAGCUGAAUUGCAAAACGAAAAACUCAGCAGCAGUUCAGCGUGGGAUUGGGCGAGACGAGCCAGAAAGGAAACUGCUGCAAUAAAGCGGGCAGUUCAGUCGCUCGGGUGUAAGGUUCACUUCUCAGAAGACGGGGAUUGCAUUGUCGACGUUGAAAGCAAUCCGACAACAGAAAUCCCUCAAAAAUCUCUGUUUUCAGCCUCGGAAACUCAAUCCGGAGGCAAUUUACAGGUCGAUGAGAAAUCGAGUUUGUCCCUUUCCCAAAUCGAAGACGAUGACUUCGACCACCCCAUCACACGGGUUUGUGAAUCUUUGUGUCCCUUGCGCACUCGGGACGGAGGCUGUCGAUGGCCAGAUGCAGGCUGCGCCCAAUUCGGAAGUCAGUUUGUCGGUCUCAAGGCAAACUUUGAUGCAUUUGAUCGUCUUUCUAUACACGAAAGCUAUUUCGGGUCACAAUAGAAGAAGCUUCAGAUUCGGAAAAAAAUCGAGCCUUAGAUUUCUCUUCAACGGAUACAAACUGUCCAGCUGAUUAUUGCUGUAUAGGAUUGGAAAUGAAGUUCUUCCUUCGAAAAUUUUGUCGUGAGGAACUUCUGGAGACGGAGUUAACGUAGACUCGAAUAAUUUGAAGAUGGAUCCUCGGGGAUCUCCGGAGUGUACAUAAUGGGUAUCGAUAGAGUUAGUUUUGGUCAGCCUUAACUUCUAGUCGAUCAAUCAAUCGAUCUUUGGAGACGACGAACCGGAAUUAAACUUUUAUGUGUUCGGUAUAGAUUUUUAGUGUUUUUUAGUAUUGUCUUUUGCUUCUUUGGAGAUUUUAGUCUUGUUAAUAUUAGCAACAUUCAUUGCCCAUGUGAUUCUUGAAUUCUUGCAAUGAUCUUUAAUAAGUUGCGUGGAAAGUGAAAAUAUUGUUAUGAAAUUAUGUCACAA